AUGUGCACGCGCCUCCAGUUCGAGGGCACGAACGAGAUCGGCGUCGUGUCCAUGCUGACCAACGCCUACGCCCUGACCUGCGUGGGCAACAGCGAGAACUUCUUCAGCGUGCUCGAGGCGGAGCUCGGCGACCACAUCCCCGUCGUCCACACGUCCAUCGCGGGCUGCCGCUUCGUCGGCCGCGUCUGCGUCGGCAACAAGCGGGGCCUGCUCGUGCCGAACACGACGGGCGACCAGGAGCUCCAGCACCUGCGCAACGCCCUGCCCGACGCCGUCGUCGUCCAGCGCGUCGACGAGCGCCUGAGCGCUUUGGGCAACUGCAUCGCGUGCAACGACCACGUCGCGCUCUGCCACACCGACCUCGACCGCGAGACGGAGGAGAUCGUCGCCGACGUGCUCGGCGUCGAGGUCUUCCGCCAGACCAUCUGCGGCAACGCGCUCGUCGGCUCCUACGCGCGCUUCACGAACCAGGGCGGCAUCGUCCACCCGCGGACGUCCGUCGACGACCUCGAGGAGCUCGCGUCGCUCCUCCAGGUGCCCCUGAUCGCGGGCACCGUGAACCGGGGCUCCGACGUCCUCGGCGCGGGCCUCAUCGCCAACGACUGGGCCGCCUUCUGCGGCUACGACACGACGUCCACGGAGAUCAACGUCAUCGAGAACGUGCUCAAGCUCCACGAC
Messenger RNA from Aureococcus anophagefferens, 678 nucleotides. RefSeq lists its product as hypothetical. The annotation marks the transcript as partial. The transcript has a single exon. Lineage: Eukaryota; Pelagophyceae; Pelagomonadales; Pelagomonadaceae. Gene Ontology annotation, cellular component: cytosol; nucleolus; preribosome, large subunit precursor. Gene Ontology annotation, biological process: cytosolic ribosome assembly; maturation of LSU-rRNA; ribosomal subunit export from nucleus. Gene Ontology annotation, molecular function: ribosomal large subunit binding. The record is from RefSeq and is a predicted model, not a curated record.